AUGGAGUCGGUUCCCACCACUGUCUUUGUGUUCGCACCAUUGUCGGCGGUCAUCCUGCACGAAUUUGUCCUGCGACGAGUGGAAGUCGACCAUUUGACCCUUCAGAUUCUUGGACUAGCGAUUACCGUAUACUGGGUUCUAUUCUAUUACAUUGGAUUCGUCGCCGCGACACUGGUGACGAGUUUCUUCUGGGUUCCACUGUGGCUGUACAUCGGAGCGUACCGUGCCUUUUUUCAUGCACUCAACGUCUAUCCGGGACCUUGGGCCGCGAAGCUAUCGCGAUGGUGGACUGUCAAACAGACGUAUGACAGUGGCCUGCAUUAUCAUCGGGUUCUGCAGCGGUUGCAGAGUCGGUAUGGCGACUAUGUUAGGACAGGGCCACGUGAGCUCACUAUUUUUGAUGCAGCUGCGAUUCAACCAAUUCUGGGAGCACAAUCAAGUACAUCGAAGGGUCCUUUCUUUGACGUCAUGGAGAAGUCUUUACAUCUCAACCGCGACAAGGCAUUCCACCGCCAGCGUCGCAAGGUCUGGGACAACGCGAUGAAAAUAUCGCUUUCGGACUAUGCGCCGCAGGUCGAGAACUUCACAGAUCAGCUGCUUACACGAUUGAGAAGCGAGGAAGGAAGAUCCAUUCCACUGUUUGAGUACGCGACAUACUACAGCUACGACGUCAUGGCAGCACUGGCUUUUGGCAAACCAAUGGGCUUCAUCAAAGGCGAGCAAAGUGAUGUCGCUGCUAGUGUUCUUGCUACUUUCACGAAUAGCGUCCAGGCGCUGGGAUACAUGUAUCAUAUGCCAUGGCUGAUGAACGCGAUUGGUGUACUUACCUCGUUCGCAGGACCCAUGAAGGAGUGGCGAGACUGGAGCGUCAGUCAGAUGAAAGCACGCAUGCAGGUCCGAGAUGCCAAACCCGACCUAAUCUCACACCUCAUAAACUCCACCCCCAAAACACCAGAAGGUCGCGAACUCCUCUACGGCGAAUCACGUCUCAUCAUUUCCGCCGGCAGCGAAACGACUUCCUCAGCCUUGACCUUCCUCUUCAUGCACCUCGCUACACAUCCCCAUUAUAUAGCCGCUGUCCGCGCUGAGUUUCUUGCGAACAUCGACAAUUACGACUGCCAGCGCCCCAUGCCAAUGCUAGAAGCUGUAAUUCAGGAGUCAAUGCGCAUGUGGCCUUCAGUCUUUUUCGGUUCACAACGCGUUACACCCCCACAAGGCAUGGAGGUAAAUGGGCGCUUCAUCCCAGGGAACAUGAUUGUGCAUAUACCUCUAUUUCCCCUAUUUCACGAUGCAAGGAACUUCGUUGCACCUGAUCAGUUCAUUCCUGAGCGAUGGACGACGAAGCCUGAAUUGGUACUCAAUAGACAAGCGUUCAUACCGUUUUCGACUGGCUCGUAUAGCUGUGCAGGGAAGGCGCUGUCUUUGAUGGAACUGAGGAGUGUGAUCGGAAGGGUGGUCGCGGAGUUUGACAUUGUACUGGAUGAAGGAACGGAUGCAAACGCUUACUGGGAGGGUAUUCUGGACCAUUUCACUGCAGGAGCACCACCGAUGACGGUCAGGUUUCUCAGGACGCGAUAA
Messenger RNA from Alternaria postmessia, 1578 nucleotides. RefSeq lists its product as uncharacterized. The record is from RefSeq and is a predicted model, not a curated record. Lineage: Eukaryota; Fungi; Ascomycota; Dothideomycetes; Pleosporales; Pleosporaceae. The coding region runs from base 1 to 1578 and encodes 525 amino acids. Gene Ontology annotation, molecular function: oxidoreductase activity, acting on paired donors, with incorporation or reduction of molecular oxygen; monooxygenase activity; iron ion binding. The transcript has 3 exons.